Molecule: messenger RNA, 5675 nt
Organism: Gadus macrocephalus (Pacific cod)
Lineage: Eukaryota; Metazoa; Chordata; Actinopteri; Gadiformes; Gadidae
Gene: mib2
Product: MIB E3 ubiquitin protein ligase 2
Biological process (GO): protein ubiquitination
Cellular component (GO): cytoplasm
Molecular function (GO): protein binding; ubiquitin-protein transferase activity; zinc ion binding
Source: RefSeq, a predicted model, not a curated record
UCGCCAUUACAGGGUGACCGGGCGGGUAUGUGCGUCGCAUCAUACCUGCCUGCUGCCACAUUGCGAGCCUGUUGCUACAGCAGUGGCUGUUCCCAUGGUGCUCUUCCAUCUGGGAAUACCACUUCCAAACAUGUUCCGAAGCGGCCUGAGGAUUGUGGGUUUGAGUCCCCCUCACCUGUUCCUGGAGCCGUCCCUGGACCCCCCGCGGGCCCGCCGGCCCAGCGGCAGCAGGCCGGGCCCGAGGCCCCAGGCCAAGCGCUCCGGCCCCCGGCCCGGCCCCAGCAGAGGCGGCAUGGAGGUGGGCAUGCGCGUGGUGCGCGGCCUGGACUGGAAGUGGGGGAACCAGGACGACUCGGAGGGCCACAUGGGAACGGUGGUGGAGAUCGGGCGCCAGGGCAGCACCACCACGCCCGACAAGACGGUGGUGGUGCAGUGGGACAGCGGCACGCGCACCAACUACCGGACGGGCUACCAGGGGGCGUACGACCUGCUGCUCUACGACAACGCCCAGAUCGGGGUUCGUCACUCCAACAUCAUCUGUGACAGCUGCAAGAAGCAUGGCAUCAUGGGUAUGCGCUGGAAGUGCAAGGUGUGCUUCGACUACGACCUCUGCACCCAGUGUUACAUGAACAACAAGCAUGACCUGAGCCAUGCCUUCGAGCGCUACGAGACCGCCCACUCACAGCCCGUUACCUUGGCACCGAGGCAGAACCUCACACGGAUCAUCCUCAAAGGCAUCUUCCAGGGGGUCAAAGUGGUGCGUGGACCGGACUGGGACUGGGGCAACCAAGACGGUGGGGAGGGUAAGGUUGGUAAGGUAGUGGAUAUUCGCGGCUGGGACACCGAGUCUGGCCGCAGCGUGGCCAGUGUGACCUGGUCCAAUGGAAGCACUAACGUCUACCGAAUGGGCCACAAGGGCAAGGUAGACCUCAAGUACGUGUCUGAUGUCCAGGGCGGCUUCUACUACAAAGAACACCUGCCCAAGCUGGGAGAGCACGCCGAGCUCCAGCGACAGGACAGUGCCGACGGCCACUCCUUCCAGCAGGGGGACAAGGUCAAGUGUCUCCUGGAGGUGGACAUCCUCCGGCAGAUGCAGGAGGGCCAUGGGGGUUGGAACCCCAAGAUGGCCGAGUACAUCAGUCGGAUCGGGACGGUCCAUCGGAUCACGGACCGAGGGGAUGUGAGGGUCCAGUACAGCAACAACAUCCGGUGGACCUUCCACCCAGGGGCCCUGACCAAGGUGACCACCUUCGGAGUCGGCGAGCUGGUUAAAGUGCUGGAGGACAUGGAGAGCGUGAAGCGACUGCAGACGGGCCACGGAGAGUGGACCGACAGCAUGUCCCCCGCCUUGGGCCAGGUGGGCAAGGUCCUGAAGGUGUACGCUGACGGGGACCUGCGCGUUGCCUUCGGGGGCCAGACCUGGACCUUCAACCCGGCUUGCCUCUCGGCCCAAACGGCGGAGGUGGACGCCAACCUCAUGACGGCGGAGAACCCCAGCGAAUCAGGAAGCACGGUCAUUUCAGUGCUGGAGAAGCUCCUGGCUCAGUCGACAGAGCAGGACAACCCAGGUCGACUGGUCAUCGAAGCAGCGCACGGCAGCGCCAACAAAGUCCGCGAGCUGGUGCAGAAGUAUCCAGACAAAGUGGACAUUAAGAACCAGGGGAAGACGGCCCUCCAGGUGGCCGCCCACCAGGGCCACCUGGAGGUGGUGAAGGCCCUGCUCCAGGCCAGCAGCUCGGUGGAGGUGAAGGACGAGGACGGGGACACGGCCCUGCACUACACCGCCUUCGGCAACCAGGCUGAGAUCGCCCGGCUUCUGUUGAGCAAGGGGGCCAACGUGAACCUCCUGAACAACUCCAUGUGCACGGCGCUCCACAUCGCCGUCAACAAGGGCUUCACGGACGUGGUGCGCGUCCUCACCGAGCACGCCGCCGACGUCAACCUGCAGGACUCGUACGGGGACACGCCCCUUCACGACGCCAUCGCCAAGGACUUCCGCGGCAUCAUGGAGAUCUUGGUGCUGGUGCCCAACAUCGACUUUACCCAGCAGAACAACCGCGGCUUCAACCUGCUGCACCACGCCGCCCUCAAGGGCAACAAGCUAGCCACGGACCGUAUUCUGGGCCGCGCCCGGCAGCUGGUGGACGUGAAGAAGGACGACGGCUUCGCGGCGCUGCACCUGGCCGCCCUCAACAACCACUGGGAGGUGGCCCACACGCUGCUCAAGGAGGGCCGCUGCGACGUCAACAUCCGCAACAACCGCAACCAGACGGCGCUGCAGCUGGCGGUGACGCAGGGCCACGAGGGGCUGCUGCAGCUGCUGGUGGCGGAGGGCGCCGACGUCAACAUGGAGGACGAGGACGGCGACACGGCCCUGCACGUGGCCCUCAGCCGGCCCCAGCUGGCCAGCGCCAGCCCGACGCCGCCCCCCGCCGCGGGGCCCAGCGGCACCGAGGAGCCCCCCGGGGAGAGCUGCGCCGCGGCCGGACCCUCCCUCCACGGCAGGCUGAGUGAGUCCGGACUCCUGGGCUCCGUGGAGCUGACUCUGGGCUCUGCCAUCGCCUGCUUCCUGGCAUGGGAAGGCGCCGACAUCAGCUACGCCAACCACAAGAGCAAGAGCCCCCUGGACCUGGUCACGGACCCCGCCAUGGUCCAGGUCAUCAAGGGCUUCGCCGAGAAGCACAGGUUGCAGCGCCUGCAGGCCAUCACGUGCGGUCAGGGCCUGAGCAGCGCCUGCCUGCGCCGGGUCCACACCACGCCCAACACCAUGACCAACCUGGUGCUGCCCACGGCCCCGGGGCCCAGCGAGUGCCUCAUCUGCUCGGAGCUGGCCCUGCUCGUCCUCUUCUGCCCCUGCCAGCACAGCGUGGCCUGCGAAGAGUGUGCCCAUAGAAUGAAGAAAUGCAUCAAAUGCCAAGUCACAAUCACCAAGAAGAUCAGACAAGACCAGACGGAGGUGGACUGCAGCCCCGGCACGGAGAACUCGGAGCAGCACAACCUGCUGGAGCAGCUGCAGUCACGCUACCGUCAGAUGGAGGAGCGCAUCACCUGCCCCAUCUGCAUCGACAACCACAUCAAGCUGGUGUUCCAGUGCGGCCACGCCUCCUGCAUCGACUGCAGCGCCGCCCUGAAGACCUGCCCCAUCUGCCGCCAGACCAUCCGGGAACGCAUCCAGCUGUUUGUCUGAACCCCCCCCUCCUCCAUCUCCUCCCCCCGUCGUCCCCCGUCCCCCGUCCCCCGCCGCCGCCAUUUUGACGCGUGUUGCUCGAAGAAGGUAGUUUAGUUUACGGCGCCGCCGGUCUGUUACACUCUCCCGCCCAGGUGUAUUGCCGCAGGUGUGUUGAUGCCAGAUUGUUGAUCCCUGCUCUCUCCCUCGGGGGGGGGGGGGGGGGGGUUGGCGGUGUGUGUGUGUCCCAACCACUCCAUCUCCGUCGCGGUCGGGGUCUCCUCCGGCCCGACCCCCACGCGUCUCUUCUGCUCGUCCCCCACUCUCGUCCACAGAGGGCCCAGUGCCAUCGCAAGGCUGACCCAGUCGCCUAGGGGCCCCUGAGACGCAAUCCUCACAGGCUGCUCGAAUAUGGAUCUCUGUUACCCCCCUCUCCCCCUGCGGCCCCCCCCCCCCCCCCCCCCCCCAUCCUUGCGCUCUCAUUCGGUUACGUCGAGUUACUUUUUUUAAUUUUUCCAUCAGUGUUUCUGAAGAUGGGGAAGCUACAAGCCCCUAAUGCCCCCCCCCCCCCCCCCCCCUUAGUCACGUCUGUAUACAAAGGGGGGAAAAACACAAUAUAUAUAUGCAUGAAAAUAUGCAUAUUGUAAAGGCUCACAUGACUCUGUGUGUGUAUGUGUGUGUGUGGGCGUGUACUUUUUAGUUACAGUUCCGUUUUUUUUUCAACGUGCAAGUAGUAAAUAGCCCAGACUUUUAUUUAUGUGUGGAAAGUAACUUCUGCUGUAGUCGUCUUUGGCUCCUCUCAUCGUUGUGUUGAUGGUGAAAACCUCCGCGGCUUGUACUGGCGACGACGGGAAGCCCUUGUUUGGUCGUCCGCAGAAGCUGUCGCGAGCCUGGUCACCCAUCUUCCCAACGGUGUGGAGCUCGAUCCAGCCAUCGUGUUGUUAGGUCACGGAAGGUGGCUAGUGAUCCAUUUAGGCUCUGGUCUAGCAUGACAUAAACCCAACAAAUUAGUUACGUUACAUAGCAGCCUCCCCCCCCCCCCCCCCCUUCCUUUUUGUGAAGUGUUUAAGGUUUUUGGGGGGCGUUUUUGUUUUUUUCUCUUUCGCGUUUUACAAGCAGCAGUCAACACUGUUAUCGUCGGUAUGUUUGUGCAAAAGCAUGAUAGUGCGGUCCCCGGGGCUUUUAUUUUGGCAGUCUCUUCUUUGUGUGGAGUCAUCUAAACUUUGGUGGAUCUGUGCUGUACAACAGCGGCGUUAGUGCUGACUAACGCUGUUUUUUAUUCACUGUAAAGAAGAAGCGUUCUCUUAUUUAUCAACCAAAAGUAAGACGGCAACAAAAAAACAGAUAAAUGCGUUACGUUUGUAGAUAUCGGUCUGUCUCAUACGUCGGCUCUAUUUACGAGAUGGUUCCGUGUCUUUUGUCUUGGGUUUUUGGCAGCCAUUCCGGAUUGUACAUCAUUGUUGUUCUUUGUAAUGUUUUUGGCUUGUUUUCUUGAAGGGCUUACGCAUAUAAUAAAAACAACAACUAUUUUAAUCAUUAUUUAAUUUGUACUACGAUUUGAAAACACCAACUUCCAGAGGUAGGAUUUUUUUUUUGGGGGGGGGAGACUUUGGGGUGUGUCCGAGAUGUACUUUUGAAUGUUGGAUUUAAAAGAAAAAAGUAUGUCUCUCACCUAUGCCUUUUUGAUGUGGCAGAAGUUGUACGCUUGUUUUCAGAGAACAAGAUGGGUGAGACCGAACGGUUUUAAGCACGAAGGUUUCCUUUGAUUCAAACGGCUAUUAUCUGUGCCAAAAAUCGCAUGAAGAUGUGUAACGGGAAACGCACGCCAAAGGAAAAUAAAAAAGAUAUCAGGACCAAGAACAUGAAUAAUAUCGGUCUCCUCGCACUGUCGCACACUCUGGGGUGUUCCAGCUCUCGGCGGAUCUCAAAGAUGAUUAGCUUACACUAAUGAUAGAAGAGGAGCCAUGCUCUGGUCUGAAGCCAUGUCGUUCUGUAUCACCUUGUACUCUUCUGAAGGACAACUUUGUCACUUCCAAAAAUGUCACAAUAUGAUUUUUUUGAGGGGAGUAUUGAGACCUAUGUAUAUACAUUUAGAUACAUAUUGGUGGGACUUGCCAUGUCAUGGGAUAUCGUUUCUUGCGGUAAUUUCACAAUGACAGGUUUUGAGUUGUCUGCAGCGGCUGGUUGGUGGACCGGACAGGGCCACUACCCAAUCCAAUUUCUACCCCUUACCCCUUCAAAACAAGGGGGAGGGGGAAGGGGUAAGGGGUAGAAAUGGGAUUGGGCCUAAGUGUGUUUAGGGGGAAUGAGUGAGGAGUUGAGGGAGGACUACAUGUGAAGUAACACGAGGAAAAGCAACGUGUGCUACCAUUGGGUUUGUACAGCUCUCUGACUUCUGGUGUUCGCCUUACUGUCCAUUAUUCUGCUGUUGACAUAUUUGUUUUCCUUCUUUGUUGUAUUCUGUACAAAACUAUUUUGCAAUAAAUAUUGAACCGUUUUCUAAGGACAA